AUGCAGUGGCAGCAGUCCUAUAGCCUAUACACCAGCAUGUGGUUCGCGUCCCACGUCGCGGUCAUGUACACUCUGGGUCGCCUGGCCAUCGAUGAUAUCCCGACCGGUGCUGCACGGAGGGACGAAGACAACUUCUUCAGCCCUCAGGAUUGCGUGGAGUUUAUGAGGUUUACGCGAGACCAGGUGAUUCUAUCUAUUGAGUGA
Ectocarpus sp. CCAP 1310/34 is the source of this 204-nucleotide messenger RNA. The record is from the annotation of a GenBank genome assembly. NCBI's taxonomy places the organism in Eukaryota, Phaeophyceae, Ectocarpales, Ectocarpaceae.